AUGCCUUUUAAAUCACUUGAAACAGUCGUAUUUGGCGCACUCAACAAAAUAGGCGAGCUUAAGAUCCACCAAACAGUCCCAGAACUCCGCGUGGUCGACCUGUCGGAUCAAAGUCGUCUCGUGUCAAUUCUGCUCGAUAACUCGGCGUUUGUGCUUCGAGAGAUGGCACUUAUGGAGUUUUUAGUCGCUUUUCCUUCGAAAUUUCGUCACCCUUCACACCAACAACUCCGUCGACAUCCCUCAACUUCGCUAAAUAUCGAUCAGGACUCUAGUGCAUGGGUUGAAUCAUCCAUAAGUAAGGCCAGUGUGCGAUAUGCAUCCACAUGGACGUCGACAGGCGUGCUGGUCGGCUCGAUGCCUAUCACGUCUGUCCUUCCCGUGUCCGGUCGCACCAUACAAGCAGGUCCCGACCAAGAGAAGGAAGGAGAGGAAUACAUACCACUCAUCAGUCUCGCCCUCGGGCCAUUUGACGGCGGCCCAGUCAAGGCAGCAUUCAACGAGAUUGCGUCGAGUCGAAUGUACAGAUCUAAAGCGCGUAGUACACUCUGCACGGCAUUUCUGGACGGACUAUUGGAUCUUUGGGCGUGUAUUCUGACGGUUUGUAUCACACCCGAAGGUGCGAGAGUCAGGUCAAGGGAAUCUAAUAUGGACAUAGAUCCUCCGUUGGCAGUGCAGGAGCCCCCCUCCCCGCCUCGCCAGGUGCCCAGUAGAGUCACCAACGUAGGUUCGGUCGAGGGAGCACGUCCCGUUCCACCGAGCAACGCUCGCCCUAGACAAGAAGGCACCAGUAACAACUCUCGUGACACUUCCACCGCGAGUGACCAACCCGUGGACAGGAGCACGAACCGUAUGCAGCUAGACGAGGAGAUGGAAAGAGUCCUCCAGUUCAAUGAAGUGGGGUGCGACGAGUGUAUGAUCCACGACACGGAGUGCAUCCUCGUCAAUCCAUGCGCGAGCACACAACCACCAACGUUGUCCAAAGAAUACGAAGCGCGUGUGCGAUCUAAAAUCAAAUCGUGCGCCAAUUGCCGUGUCCGACACUAUCAGUGCCGCUGGGAUGAUAAUCGUGUCCGGGAGCUUGCGGUCGACCUGUUGAUACAAAGUAGACGACCGAUGCGGCGUGCGGGAUCAAGGGAGGCGCUGACCGCUGAAGAAGAGGCGAAAACCGAAGGCAUCUGGACGAAGAAUGUCAAAACCCAUGGAGCUGUUGGUCAAUCACCUGCGCCAAGGGAGAAGCAGCAUGUUCAGGGCAUCAAGAUGGUAAUCAGGAAGCGACGGCUACCCAAGUUUGAGGCACUCUACCCGACCUCGUCCUCUAGUCCAUCAUCCUCUUCGAGUUUUUACAAAGGCGAAGAAGAAGAAGUUCAGACUGAUGGAAUGCCGCGUGCAAGACUUGGGACCGAUUCGAGUUUACCUCAGCCACAAUCGAUGCGGAUGCGCGUCUUCUUUGCGGGACGAGACCGACUUGAAUAG
This is a messenger RNA of Serendipita indica DSM 11827, 1473 nucleotides long. Lineage: Eukaryota; Fungi; Basidiomycota; Agaricomycetes; Sebacinales; Serendipitaceae. The record is from the annotation of a GenBank genome assembly.